Bactrocera oleae (olive fruit fly) is the source of this 3119-nucleotide messenger RNA. It is a transcript of the gene Spn28Dc, whose product is annotated as Serpin 28Dc. The record is from RefSeq and is a predicted model, not a curated record. Lineage: Eukaryota; Metazoa; Arthropoda; Insecta; Diptera; Tephritidae. Gene Ontology annotation, molecular function: serine-type endopeptidase inhibitor activity.
UUUUUUUUUAUUUUAUCUCCUUCAUUAUUAUAAAACUAUUUUAAAAAUUAGUAAUCAUUAGUUGUUACCAAAUUUGGCUGUGAAAAUUUAUUUGUUAUUUUACAUGUAAAUAUUUACUUGUUAAAGCUUCGCUAAAUGUCACAAGCUAAGCAAAAUUACGCUUAGGUGGCUACGCUGGCCGCUAAUUAGAAAGACCUGUUUGACAGCUCAACCAUGUCUGACUAAGCCGGAAUUUCCCAUUGUGAAUAUAAGCUCUGGCCGUGAAUUACUUAUCAACGAUUCAAUUCAAUUCAAUUCUGUGCUGUGCUGUGUUGUGUUUUGUUGUGUACAAGUUUCAUAUCAAUGAUAAGUUCAAGGUUUCUCAUCCUUGUAAUUUGCAUGCAAGGAUGCAUUUUUACAAAAACUAACGCCGAUGGCUUGUCAACUGCUGGUACGACAUCGCCUGCCAAUACAGUUAAUGAAACGCCAAUAAAUCGCGCAACUAGUGCAACAACGGGCGAUUUGGUAGCACACAGUGCUCUAAAUUUUGCACACAAUAUCGCUGUGCUACUAAAUGAGGAUAUGCAUUAUGGCAAGACUACAAUUUUCUCACCCAUAAGCAUAAUGUCUUCUAUGGUCAUGUUGCUGUUGGGUUCAAAAGGCAGGAGUUAUGAAGAUUUAAGGCACAUCUUUCGCUUGGAUGUGCCGCCGCUGAGCGAUGCAUUAACGAACGCAUUUCAUUUGGAGUUUGGUGCUAUGUUGCAGGAAAUGCAAGACAAUGCGAUAACACUGCAGUCAAGAAAUCGCGAUAAUUGGCGUAACACGAAUGUGGCCUAUAGCAUACGAAAUAAACCGAUAAUAAGCGCGGAAAAUGCAAUUAAAAUGAGUAAUGUGAUAAAAAUCGUAAACGGCUUGUUUAUUAAAAGUGGUUUUGAAUUGAAUGCGAGCUACCGAGAUGUUAUCAAUUCGAUUUACAAGAGUGACAUUAUACCGUUGGAUUUCAAAUUAACGCACGCGCGUGAUUACAUCAACGAUUGGGUUUACAAAAAUACUUUCGGCAAAAUCACCGGUAUCAUAGCGGACAGCAUACCAGCCGAUACUAAUGCCAUAAUCACAAGCGCUUUGUAUUUCCGUGGCUUUUGGGAGAUUCCCUUCAUACAGAGUGCCACCAUAAUUGAUAAUUUCUAUCCGGAUGGUCUGCACGAGCCACCGAUCAAAAUCAAAAUGAUGGCCACAGCCGGCGCCUACCCUUACUAUUUUUCACCGGAGUAUGAUUGCAAAAUAAUUGGACUGCCAUAUGUAAAUAACUUCACCAGCAUGUAUAUAAUACAGCCGUCCAACUCGAGUCGCAAUGUUUUGCGUAGGCUUCUUAAGACGCUGAGCGCUGAGAAAAUCGAAAAUAUGAUUUCAAAAAUGAUCUAUCAAAAUGCCAUCUUUGCUUUGCCGAAAAUGCAUUUCUCACAGGAUAUCAAUAUGAAACAUGUUUUGCGUGCGCUCGGUCUGCGUGAUAUACUCGCGAGCGGUGAACGUUUUAGUGCAGCAGAUUUGAGUGAUUUGAAUGAAAGAACCUGGUCGCGUGGAAACCGUAACGUCGUCUUUCCAACAGAUGGUACACCGACAACUCAGCGUUUUCCACAAAGUUUCCCUCCCACCACAGGGCAACAAAAUGCACCUGUCAACACGGAGCAACUUUUGCAACAGUGGAGCUUUAAACGCAAUGUAAGCAAUAAUUUGCUGUCCGAUCUUUAUGUGGGCGAUAUUGUGCAUAAGGUCGAUUUUGUGGUGGAUGAGAAUGGCACAGAGGGUGCCGCCGCAACGGCGACUUACCUCAAACGCUCGGGUGGCAAUGUGCUCUUCCGCGCGGAUACACCGUUUUUGUUGCUGGUGCGUCAUGAUGCCACCAAAUUGCCGUUAUUCUAUGGUGUCAUCAAUAUACCAGCGCCGAAUUUUAUUUGAAAAAUUUUUAAGCGCAAAUAAAUUUAUUAAAAUAUAUCUUUAUAUACAUAUAUUUCCUAAAUAUGUAAAAAUAUAUACAUACAUAUAUAGCUAUAUAUUUUUAUAAAAUUAAUAUGUAUAAGUGAUAUCAUAUAUUUCAACUAAUGCUGCCUUUUCUAGUAAGAGUGAACAAAUUUAAUUUUACUAAUGUUUUAUAAGAAAAAUCUGCAUAAGUGUGCAAGUAAAAAAUUGAACAAAAAAGCUAAAGUGCAAAAAAGUUUUUAAAACAUUUUAUUAUUAAGUUAAAAAUAUUCAAAAAUAUUCAAAAAAAGUUUUUAAAACAUUUCAUUAUUAAGAAAAAAUAUUUUAAACUAAGAAAAAAAAAUAUUAAAAAUAUUGUGCUGCAAACUAUUAUAAAAUAUUAUAUAUUUUAAGUGAUAUAUACAAAAGUACAUAAUUUACAACAAAUUUUUAUCGCUUAUUUCCUAAAUCUGUGUGUAUUUUGUAUGUAUGUUACUAUAUUAUUAUUUUUACGCAUUUGUACUUGGUGACUCACAUAUGUAUAUGGUGCACAACAACACACAAAUAUGUGUGUAUGUAUGUAGUUACUAAGCAAAUAAAGUUUAAUUUACAACUUUCAUUCAUAAAAAAAAUUUGAAGUUUACAUUUUUUAGGCUAUUUACAAUAUUACAAAUUUGUGUAUUUUACGUUGUAUAUACACAUAUAUGUACGUAAAUAUGUAAUAAAUCUGAGUUUGUUAAGCAAAACAGCAGUUUGCACUGCUCACAGAUUGCCGCAAAUCAGUAAACAAUUGUAAAAAAAAAAAAUUGGAAAGGUCAUAAAAAAAAGUAACAGCACAAUUGCCAUAUAAAUAUGUACAUGCAGACAUACAGUAAACACAAUACAAAUUUAAAUAAAUGAUUUUAUUGACAGUCACCGUAACAAGCGCAUGACAUAAUCACAAAAAAUCCCAAGUACCAAAAUAUUUGACGUUCUCUAUAUAUCUGAGUCAAGUUGUUGUAAUUUCCUUGUUCGGACUAAAUAUUCCGCAGCUUAUUGCUAAAUUUUAUAACCUAUAAACACUUUGUUCCAUCGAAAUCACGAGAUUUACUCAUAAAAACUAAUUUGUGGAUUGUAAAUUACCUGUAAAGCCGACUGAUUCACUUUUCAAAUAAAUAUUUUCGCUUCUUUGUGACUAUAUUAAA